CUUUGCGAGAUGCCCAUCCAUCGCAAACGCAGCGCGAAGGCUUUGCCGUUACCAUAUGGGAGGAACUCGGGGGUAUGCAAUCACUGGAAAAAUUGGGCAUUACCAAGUGCGUUUUGCCUUCAGAAAGCGGAUCGGGCAGAAUUUCUGGGAAUUUUACCGAAAGCAGCCAAAACAGCAAUUACCAUGUCGGAAAAGGGUAAAAAAGAGCAUUUUUGCAGCUCCGCCCGGUCUGAAUCUGAAAAAAGAGAAUGGCGCUUUUGGCUAGGGCCGAUGGUGUGAUGCGUUUUAUAGCGGAAAAUGCGUCA
This is a messenger RNA of Amoebophrya sp. A120, 305 nucleotides long. Lineage: Eukaryota; Dinophyceae; Syndiniales; Amoebophryaceae. The record is from the annotation of a GenBank genome assembly.